Messenger RNA from Talaromyces rugulosus, 564 nucleotides. RefSeq lists its product as uncharacterized. Bases 1 to 564 code for a protein of 187 amino acids. Gene Ontology annotation, molecular function: fatty acyl-CoA hydrolase activity. NCBI's taxonomy places the organism in Eukaryota, Fungi, Ascomycota, Eurotiomycetes, Eurotiales, Trichocomaceae. The transcript has 6 exons. The record is from RefSeq and is a predicted model, not a curated record.
AUGGCUGGUGGUCGGGAAAAUCCGCCAACGAAGCAAGACAUUAUCGACGGGGUGGAAUGCUUUCUAGAACUAUACAAGCAAUUGAUUGUCGAAAAGUCGGCCAAGUUCUAUGACAGCAAGCUCUUAACAGAGUCCACUGUCUUCAUUGAUGCCGAUCCCUCAGGUUCAUCCGAGUGGGAGUUUACAGCCGAUGAAACAUGGUGCAAUAUUAACGGUGUUUUGCAUGGAGGCGCCUAUGGAGUUAUUUUUGAUAUGUGUACUGCUUUGACUAUGCAGUCGGUUUCACGACCUGGAUAUUGGGAGUUUUUGGCCGGAGUUACAAGAACGCUGAAUAUUUCAUAUCUCAAAGCCAUUCCGCUCGGCACAAAAGUACGUGUUCGGUGCCAAGUCGAGCAACAUGGAAGGACAAUGGCUUUGAUUAGCGGCUGGAUGGAGUCGAUGGAUGGGAAGAUCAAGUACGCGACUGCAGAACAACACAAGGUUUAUGUUCCAGCAAUUCCAGAGUAUGCGGCUCGACUGGAGGCUAUGAAGAAUGCCCGACGGAGAGAAAGGUUGAAGCUGUAA